This is a messenger RNA of Geodia barretti, 1730 nucleotides long. Lineage: Eukaryota; Metazoa; Porifera; Demospongiae; Tetractinellida; Geodiidae. The record is from the annotation of a GenBank genome assembly.
GGCUCGCGCGCAUGCGCACGCGGAGGCUAUAUAGACGCACACGGCUGGAUGCAUUGUAUUACAAUGGAGCAGCUCUUCGUAAUUAUCCCAGUGCUAGUAGUAUCCGCAGAAGCUCUCUCAGGUGGUCUAGCUCUUUCUUUCUUUUACCCAGCAUUAUUGAUAACAUUUUUCCAGCAGCAUGCGUACAGUUGAGAAGUGGAAUUGAGCUCUCGUCCAGCAUCAACAGUGAGAAUAGGACUGCAGCUUGUCCAGGAGAAUCUGUGAUAUAUACAUGUACUGUACCUAACACUGGUGUUCUGCAAUGGGCAGUGGAGUCUUUCCAUACCUUUGAAAGCAACUCCAUCAUACUUAGUGUUCAGCAUGACCCAGUUGGAACAGUAGUCGAAGAAGGACUAAUUAUUGCUAAUGUCACUAACGUUGUCCCUAAUAUGAUUUACCUUGGACAAAUCACAUCUACUCUGACCAUCUUAGCGCAUGGAAGCUUCCACAAUAAGAGAGUGUGGUGUGGCAAUGGCGCCUCGGAUGAAAUUGAGUCAGCUUGCAUUUUGCACCAUUAUGGAGUUGCUCCAUCAAGCCCACUCUCUCCCGUUUACACAACUACACAUCAUGACAUUGAGACUUUCACAGUUCUGUUGGAGUGGACAAGACCACAGAGCGAUGGUGGACUGGGAAUAUCGAACUACACCACUACACUAAGAUCUCUGCAUUCCUUACACACCCAUGUAGGCAGGCGAAACAAAUUGUACAUAACAUUACACUACAACCAAAUGUACAUAAUGCAAAAUACUGCUACAAACUGUGGAGGAAUGGGCCCACCUGCUAACAUUACUAGCAUCUACUCUGUGAGCUGCGGACUUCCAGAUUUGUUAUCAGCUAAUGCUAGUAACCAGGAAAAUACGGUCAUACCCACACACGAGGGAAGUCAAGUAAAGUUUGUGUGUGCUGAUGAUGAGGAAAUUGUCUUGAAAUGUUCAAGCAAUAGCUCCUGGACUCCAGACCCAUCGGAAAUCAAGUGUUCGAACAUAAUUUUGAGUGAUGCAGCACACUGCAGUGCUCCGAUGCUACCGCCACAUUCACACACAGAUAAAGAAAGAAGUGUUCUUGGAUCAGUGCUUGUCUACCAAUGUGACAGCGGAUAUGAACCAACUGAACUGAUGGUGUCCAAGUGCUCUUCGUCUGGAGAAUGGACACCAAAUAUCACUGCUCUAGAGUGCACCAAGCAAGUCGACUGUGGAACUCCACUUGCUCCAAUGGGUGGUACUCUUCAUUACACUGGCACUGAAAGAAGCUCAAAGGCCCUUAUUGAAUGUGGCAGAAGCUUGGAACUACAAGGAGAUGAUGUGAAUCGUGUGGCUGUGUGUACAGCCAACGGGACCUGGUUCCCCGAUCCUUCCACUCAGGGAUGUUUUGAAACAGGUGUGUCCCAGCUGCUUUGGCAUCGUAUGAUUUUAUGCAUUUUUGCAGAGACGUACUUUUCCAACAACAAACGUGAAGAUGCUGUUUACUUGUAUCUUAUCACUGGAGGAGCUGUGUUUUUGGUUUCGUUUCCUUUGGGAAUGUUACUUGGUUGUUUGUACUCUCAAUAUCACAAGCGAAGAGCGAAUCACAGGAAUAAACAACUCCCUACAUAUGAGGAGGUGAAAGUGAAAGAACCUCGGAAAGAACAAGCAGAAACUGUUAUGAUGAUAGAAAAUGAGGCGUACUCCUUGCCUAAAAUUUUGCAUCAAUGA